AAGAAGAAGAAGCCGAAGAAGCAGCAAGCAGUCUGCUGUUUUUUUUAGCUACACAUCAUAAAUGUUUAAUGACAUGGCUGUGUGGAACGAGGCUGUUGAAAACGAGCUGAUCAACUUAAUUCUGGAGCGGCCAUCUCUGUACGACAUCACGGAAAAUCAAUAUGCUAACCGAGUGGCGAAAGCGGAGUUAUGGCGUGAGAUCGAAAGCAAGCUGGCCAUAUCGGAUAAAGAGCUGAAGAAAAGGUGGGAGUCUCUACGCACACAGUACUCGAGAUACAAAAAACUCCCUCCUUCAGGAAGCCUUGGAGUUCAGAGGACUGGCAGGCAGCAGUGGAUCCUGAACAGGCUUCAGUUUUUAGAUCCACACACUAAAAAGAGAGAGAACACGUCCAGUAUUAAAAAGGAAUCUUCUGUCAAUAGUGAAUCUGGUCCAUCCUCAGAUUGCAAUGUGACCUGUUCCUGGACCACUGAUGAGUCCAGCUUCUUGGAGGAGCCUUCGCCAAGGCCUUUCAGUGGGCACCUGAGCACAUCAAGGCAUCGUUUGAAGAGAAGCAGGAAAACUUUAGAUGAUUCCUCAAGCGAAGAGUCGAGCAAUUUAAUGCGAACAAUUGGUAAAACCCUAGAAAAGCUAGCUUCACAGGAGAGCCAGAAUGACGCUAUUUCUGCAUACUGCAGAAGCCUGGAGCACAGGAUGCGAAGCUUGCCCCCCAAUUUACUCCCACAUUUUCAGCAUGAGGUGGACAAUUGCAUUUUUAAGUAUUUAGUGGGCGAGAGUCAGGGCCAACAGUGAACAACUUCAUCUUUAAUUGCCAACAAAUAUAUACAAAAAAAGUGUAGUGUAUAUAUAUUUUGUCAUCUAGUUGUUCUUUUUUUAAAUCUUUAAAUGUACAUAUUAUUUAAUAUAUUUAUUUAAUAAAAGUGUGACUUCCCUCUCUAUUUACAUAUACACUCACUGGCCAUUUUAUUAGGUACACCUUACUAGUACCCCCUUCAGAACUACUUUAAUCCUUCGUGGCAUAAAUUCAACAAGGUACUGGAAAUAUUCUUCAGAGAUUUUGGUCCAUAUUGACAUGAUAGUAUGAUGCAGUUUCUGCAGAUUUGUCUGCUGCACAUCCAUGAUGCGAAUCUCCUAUUCCACCACAUCCUAAAUGUGCUUUAUUGGAUUGAGAUCUGGUGACUGUAGAGGCUAUUUGAGUGAACUCGUUGUCAUGUUCAAGUGAUUCAAGAGAUGCUCGUCUGCAUACCUCGGUUGAAAUGAGUGGCUAUUUGAGUUACUGUUGUCUUUUUAUCAGCUCGAACCAGUCUGGCCAUUCUCCUCUGACCUCUGACAUCAACAAGGCAUUUGUGCCCACAGAACUGCCGCUCACUGGAUAUUUUUUAUUUUUCAGACCAUUCUCUGUAAACCUUAGAGAUAGUUGUGGGUGAAAAUCCCAAUAGAUCAGCAGUUUCUGAAAUACUCAGACCAGCCUGUCUGGCACCAACAACCAUGCCAUGUUCAAAGUCACUUAAAUGACCUUUCUUCCCCAUUCUGAUACUCUGUUAGAACAGCAGCAAAUCAUCUUGACCGUGGGUGUUUCUCAAUUCCAAGAACGCAGAAAACGAACUUGCGUUCUUGUGGAGACCGGUCUUGCCAGGUGUCCUCGGAAAAACGAACUCAGGAGACCGCGAAAAUAGAGAACGCGUCCUGUGAGAAAUGAGAGGCUGCGUUCUUCCUGAUGGUCACGUGACCCUCACACGUUUUUUUUUAUGGAAAAUUAUUUAAACAUUACAACAUUCAUACAGCGAUUUAUUGUUUUUUCACUUUUCAAAAUAUAUACUAUGCACAAAAACAUUAUAAAUAUAUGUUGCACAAUAUAAAUAAAACUGAUUUUAAUACGAAUUUCAGCAAACAAUCACCCUUAAUAUGUUUAUUCCUUUAUUAAGAGGUCCAUGGUAUCUUUUACUUUGACCGUUUCAUUUAGGGAAACUCCUGAACUCUCUGAACUUUAACAAUAAAUCAAAGAAAAAUGCUGUGCUUCCCACCGCCAGUCACAAUGACUUAUGGGACUUCUAGAGCGAGACCGGUGCUCAAGUCUGCAUUUUUGCAUCCUCGAUAUCAAGAAAACAUCCGGGAAGUUUCACGCAUCCUCUGUUCUUGCGGUCUUGAGUUUUGGAACUAAACUUUGGCAGCUGAUGAUGACAAGAACAUGAGGACGCAAGACCGCUAAAGAAUGCAUAUUGAGAAACAGCCCAUAUCUACAUUCCUAAAUGCAUUGAGUUGCUGCCAUGUGAUUGGCUGAUUAGACAUUUGCGUUAACAAGCAGUUGGACAGGUGUGCCUAAUAAAGUGGCCAGUGAGUAUAUACUGCACAUUUGUAAAAUAAAAAACCUUUGGUACAUGAUACUUUGUUUGAGCGCAUUGUUUUUUUUUUGUUUUUUUUUUGUGCAACUAGGACAAUGGACCACUUUUUGGGUGCAAACAAAGUUUGUGGGUGAACUAUAUUUACUAAACAUAUUGAACAUCAAUCAGCGUUUUCUUGGUUGCAUUUUUUUGAGCAUUAAGCUGCGAUUACAUUGGGCUUUGUGUGUGCGAAAUUCUGUCGUACUGCGCUGCAAAAAGGGGCGGAAAUAAACAAGAUGUGUAGACAUUAAAAAAGCCAGCUCCAUGUUUUAAAUUUCUGUCCAGAGAGGUCAUGUUUUGAUCCUCGAUUGGUCUCACACAGUCAAGUGAUGCGAUUUCGCAGGUCAAAUUUCACCAAGCUUGAACUUUGCACCACAGCAACCUGCGAAACUUGACGCAUGACCUUGCGUUUCCGCUCUGACGCAUUCGCGUGCGUAUGAAUGGAAGUCUAAAAGGACUCUAUCUAAAAGGAAAUGAAUUUUUCUAAAGACAGUGGUCAAUAUUUCAAGCAAGCUUCUCAAAAAAUGAGCUGAUCUGUGUGUCAAUAGAGAUUUUUUGCAAAUGAAAUGGACAAGUGUCCUUCUAUUUUUCUCUUGAUUUUAAAGCACAUCAAUCCCUUCAUUUGCCUAAACAUGAGUUAUUAGAAAACUGCCCAAAUGCAUCAUUUGAAUCAGUAUUUUUUAUGUUGAAAACUAUGCAAUCACAGAAGUAUUAAAUGAGCAAAGGUCAAAAGUUGUUACAUUUGUAAAAUAUAAUGCAUUUCCAUCCUCUGUUAUUUUUGAUUACAAACACUGUUUAAUAAAGUUGUUGAAAUGCAAAUUGCAAGUCUGUGACAGAUAU
Danio aesculapii is the source of this 3219-nucleotide messenger RNA. RefSeq lists its product as uncharacterized. NCBI's taxonomy places the organism in Eukaryota, Metazoa, Chordata, Actinopteri, Cypriniformes, Danionidae. Gene Ontology annotation, biological process: regulation of transcription by RNA polymerase II. The record is from RefSeq and is a predicted model, not a curated record. Gene Ontology annotation, cellular component: transcription regulator complex; nucleus. Bases 62 to 790 code for a protein of 242 amino acids. The transcript has 3 exons.